Molecule: messenger RNA, 786 nt
Organism: Rubroshorea leprosula
Lineage: Eukaryota; Viridiplantae; Streptophyta; Magnoliopsida; Malvales; Dipterocarpaceae
Source: the annotation of a GenBank genome assembly
GCAGGGUCGCCCUGAAAGAAUAAAAAACCAAAAUUGAAGGGCGAAUGAUUCCGGGGUUUAUCAGUAUCACUUAUCAAGCAAUCAUUGACUGUGGCGGCCGCCAUCACCGUCCAUCAGUUUUUCCCUGUAGCUUGCAGUCCAGACUCUACUCUGGCGACUCAGAGUCCAACGGCCCGGCGGCGAGUCAGUGUUCCGAGAUGAUUCUGGUGCAACAUUGCUCGAGUGAUGUGACUUUGAGCACUAGCUCGUGGUUAUGGAGGCUCCUUAGGAUUCCCACCAGAACCUAUCCAUGGUUUUGGAGAGGUAAAGUUUGGUCUUUUUACCCAGAAAAGUGGGGUUGGGGGUUCUCAUCGACUUGGUGAGGAGGAAGCCAAGAGAUCAAUAUAAUCUGUUUCCACUAAGUACAACUAUGCAUUUGGUUGCAAAGUUCCAUAGAGUUUUACCUGCAAGAUCAAAUCACUGCUCAAUGAGAAAUGUGUUUUACCGGAUUCUUAUUUGUCCCAUGGUGACAAUGGAUAUGGAGGUACAAUUACUUUAUUUGUAUCUAUUUCUUGCUUCUCCUUAUGCAUUAAAAGUUUAUCACAACAUCAAAGUUGCGUUGUGAAGAUUUCUAUGCAUUAUGCAAUAGUUCAAGGCACUAGUGUCCUGGUUCUGCCUAUGGUUGAUGCUUGCAAAAUUGCAAAUUGAAAUACCUAAGUCUUCCUAGUUGGUUUCUUUUAAAAUGAAUUCUCCCAUAAAUGGUAAGGCAUAAGAGAGGAUAUAAUUUAAUGAAUAUGAUACCCAGUU